Molecule: messenger RNA, 2025 nt
Organism: Mesocestoides corti
Lineage: Eukaryota; Metazoa; Platyhelminthes; Cestoda; Cyclophyllidea; Mesocestoididae
Source: the annotation of a GenBank genome assembly
AUGAACAUUGGAAAAAAAUUUGUUGAAUGCUGCAAAGCAGAUGACAAUAAAUCUGAGGCUAUUGUCGCAAUUGAACUUUUAAUAAAUCUUAUUAAGUGUAGCGAUGUUCUCACGGUCCGGGGUCUUGACGAUAUGAUCAACGAUGCUGUCAAGCAGAUGCGUCAAACAGAUAAGAGCAAUUCGUCAGUUAAAUCCGCAUGUGAACUGUUUAAACGUUUUAUUACACUUGCGGUUUUGGAUACUGUGGGUGAUUUUGAUGGGUGCAAGAAAGUGAUCUUGGAACGUGCUGAUGUUUUCCUGAAAAAGAUCUCUGGAUAUCGGCAGCUAAUCGCUAAAAACGCAAGCCUUCUCUUCCCUGACAACGCCCGAAUACUAAUCAACUCAAAAUCUCGUGUUGUUAUCGACGCCUUGGCGUAUCUGGUGAAUUCUUCACCCAACCGUCGACAAAUACACUGCUAUGUGACCAAAUCCAUGCCAAGUGCAUCUGGUAUACAAAUGGUUAAUGAGUUGCUCAAGCGCGGCGUCUCUAGCACCCUUAUCCCAGACACCGCCAUCGCUUACUUAAUGCCGCAAGUGGACGCUGUUGUAGUGGGGGCCGAGGCUGUUGUUGAAAGCGGAGGUGUCCUGAAUGCUCUUGGCUCUUGCACAAUGGCCAUGAUUGCCCAUAGUCUCGGGAAACCUGUCUACGUAUUGGUGGAGUCGUUCAAAUUUCUCCGAGUCUAUCCGCUCGACCAGCGCCACAUACCUGACGACCUAAAAUGGAGAGCCUCCAAAUUACGCGAGAUCUCUCGCGUAUCCAUUGGAGAAUGUCCCCAAGAGCCGACGGAACCACACGCUUCCGAUCCAUUUGAAGAAAUGAAUGAUGCUUGGCACAAGGUGGAAAGCCAAAGAGUUUCUAUAAUUGAAAAGGAUAUACCAUUCAUUGAUUACACAAGCCACAAGGCGGCUCACCCGGACUCAUUCAGUGAUAAAUUCGAUCCAAAUUACACACACUCUGAGCUUAUUUGGAACAAAGCUGCUGCACGUGGCAGGAAAGUGAAGCUUUAUCACUUUCCCUUCUGCUCAAACCAAAGCCUAAUUGGAGGGGCGAAUUCACCUCAAUUCGAAUGCCUCCAAAUGUCAGUUGAGGCGCACCCGGCUCUCACGGAGACAUUAGAUGCAAUCUACUACGGAGAAAUAGAUCGUGCUGCUCAUAUCUACGGUCCAUCUUCUGACAAGUUUAGAAAGUAUGCGGGGAUCACUGAAGUGAGUGAAGCUGUCUCCAAAGUCGUUAAUUCCCUGAAGCUGCGGUCGGACUUGGCGGGCGUGAAUUUUGUCGUUGUUGCUGAUCACGGAAUGACUGAUUUCAAGAAAUCCCUUAUGUUGGAUCGUGCCUUCAAAUGGAACUUCAUCACCAAUGCCGUGAAUCUCGGUACCGCAGUCGCCCUAUGGCCCAAUCAUGAGUUUCAAGAGGAGUUAACCUCUGCCCUAACCAAUGAAAGCCAUUUCCGAGUGUACACCUCGCAAAACCUCCCUGUAACAUCGUGGGGUCCACUAACCUCAAAUCUGCCUCCUAUUCUGCUGGUUGCAGAAGCCGGCUACGUAUUCCACUCGAAUCUCUAUAGCCUCGUCAGUCUAGACCACUUCUUCGCGCAAAAGAAUUUGCCGGAACCGCGAGGCGUUCACGGCUAUCCACCAGAUGUAGACGACAUGCACACUGCGUUCUACGGCUAUGGACCCGCCUUCAAGUACGGAUGUGGCAAGUCCAUUUCUGCUGAGGAAUACCCCUUCACCUAUGAUCUCUUCCCGAUACUCAGUGACGUGCUUUUUGGACCCACCGAAGGCAUAUCGAGGAUGGAUGGCGCAUUCGACUGGGGUACCCGCUGGGAACCAUACAUAUUAUUCGUAGUUAUUUUCUGCAUUUUCUCAGUUGUCUUGCUUCUUGCAAUCACUUUUAUACGCCUAUCUCAAAUUAGCAAAAAGAUUGCACGUGGGACCUCCGACCGCCAUGAUCUCAUCGACACCGAUUACGACGAGAAGGUCUGA